This is a messenger RNA of Racocetra persica, 133 nucleotides long. NCBI's taxonomy places the organism in Eukaryota, Fungi, Glomeromycota, Glomeromycetes, Diversisporales, Gigasporaceae. The record is from the annotation of a GenBank genome assembly.
AUGGCGAGUUACAUUAAUUCUCAAAAAGUUUUAGGAGACAUAAUCAAUAGAGAAAGCAUGGACUCAAAUAAUAAUGAAACGUCAAAGAAAAGAAAGUCAGAAGUACCAGAUGAAGACUCUGACACUUUAUCUG